Messenger RNA from Clonostachys rhizophaga, 1854 nucleotides. NCBI's taxonomy places the organism in Eukaryota, Fungi, Ascomycota, Sordariomycetes, Hypocreales, Bionectriaceae. The record is from the annotation of a GenBank genome assembly.
AUGAGAGGCCUGUUCUCAUCCGGGCUGGCGCUCCUCAGCCUCGGCCAACUCACCCUUGGCCAGACAAAGUACGAGGUCCAGAAGCCUCCUCUGGACACAGACUGGACAUACAAGGUGGGCACAGAUCCCUGGCCAGAACAUCCUCGCCCCCAGCUCCGCCGUGAAGCAUGGAAGAGCUUGAACGGCAUCUGGACAUGGAGGGGUGCCACCAGCGAGAGUGACGUUGGAUCGCCGCCUGCUUCCGGUCCCUUGGACCGCGAGGUCCUGGUGCCAUCUUGCAUUGAGAGUGGUCUCUCCGGUCUGCAGAUCCUCGAUGUGCGCCACAUGUGGUACGAGACCAAGUUUGAUGUGCCCGCGGAGUGGGAGGGCCAGAGCGUGCUGCUCAACUUCGAGGCCGUGGACUACAGCUCUACCGUCUUUGUCAAUGGCGUCGAGAAGACCAAGAAUAUCGGCGGCUACCACCGCUUCACCGUUGACGUGACUGCGGACGUCAAGUACGGCGGCUCAAACGACCUGCUCGUCUUCGUCUCUGACCCAACAGACUCGCAGCCCAUCCCCGUUGGAAAGCAGACUUUGAACCCUAGCCAUAUCUUCUAUCGCUCUUGCUCUGGUAUCUGGCAGACAGUGUGGAUUGAGUCGGCCCCGGCCAACCACAUCACCCAACUUGAUGUCAGUGCCAAGCAUGAUGGUGAAGUGACCGUCAACGUUCAUGGCUCUGGUGACGGCACUCCUGUAGAAGUCACGGUAUUUGGGUCAGACGGUGGCAAGAUUGCGUCAGGCACCGGGACCUCUGGUGAGGAGUUCAAGUUCACCGUCGACAACGUAAAGCCUUGGUGGCCAGAGUCCCCCACUCUCUACAACCUGACUGUCACUCUGGGCAACGAUGAUGAGGUCUUCAGCUACACUGGAUUCCGCACCAUUUCCAAGGGAGAUGUCAAUGGUGUCCCCCGACAGCUUCUCAACGGCGAGUUCGUCUUCUGGUUCGGCACGCUUGACCAGGGAUACUGGCCUGAUGGGCUUCACACCCCUCCCAAUGCUGAGGCUAUGGAGUACGACAUCAAGGUGCUCAAGGACUAUGGUUUCAACAUGCUUCGAAAGCACAUCAAGAUUGAGCCUGAUUUGUUCUACUACGCCUGCGACAGACUUGGACUCUUGGUGAUCCAGGAUAUGCCCAGCUUGAAGCCAGACACUCAGCCAACCGGUGAGGUAGCCGCCGAGUUCCAACGCCAGCUCGAGAUCAUGAUCAAUGAGCACAAGAGCUACCCCUCCAUUGUGACAUGGAUGAUCUUCAACGAGGGAUGGGGACAGUUGGAUAACGGACAACCCGAGGAGCAGCUCACCGAAGUUGUCCGUGAGCUCGACCCCAGCAGAUUGGUCAUCUCCGUCAGUGGAUGGGACGACCAUGGCUUCGGAGACUUUGCGGAUAACCACGCCUACGCAUCACCCCAAUGCGGCACACCUUUCUACUCCAGGCCCAAGACUCCAUAUGACGGCGUCCGCAUCGGCAUCCAAGGAGAAUACGGCGGCAUCGGACACAACGUCUCAAUCGAGCAUCUCUGGAAUGACGCAAAGGCCAUUGCCGCCAUUGACGAGACAUACGAGAUCAACAAGGAUCUCGAGUCCUACAACUGGCGCGCCCACCGUCUCUUCCGCGACAUCCGUGAGCAGACGGAGGAGUACGCCUGCAGCGGCGCCGUCUACACGCAGACCACCGAUGUGGAGGGCGAGGUCAACGGUCUCAUCACGUACGACCGUCGCUUCGCACGACCGGACGCGAAGCAGUGGCAGGAUGACAUCCAGAGCGUUUAUGAUGCUGCGGCCGCGAGAGGUGGCAAGGCAUCAUCCAGACGUUGA